Cherax quadricarinatus is the source of this 1682-nucleotide messenger RNA. Lineage: Eukaryota; Metazoa; Arthropoda; Malacostraca; Decapoda; Parastacidae. The record is from RefSeq and is a predicted model, not a curated record.
GUGUGGGGGGGGAGGGUGUGAAGCAGCUCACUUGUCAACGUUGUUCACUACACUCAACAUUACACACAACACUACACUCAACAUAUCUAUUGUCACUCCUGCACUAAUAAUACUUUCACUGGAUACUACAUAUCGUGAGUGAAGUGUAGUGACUUCCGUGCGUCUAGUGAGGGCGUGGUCGAGGGUCACACUACCACACAAUGCACAUCAGUGGGUCAUGUGGAGAAGGUGGUGGGAAGGGUGGGGAGGGAAUGGAAGAUAAUGUCACACCAUUCCUGACUCCUCAGCACCUGGCCAGGACUCCUGCUCAGUCCUACUUCAGCAUUCUCAAUUCUGAGGACUCCCUGGAGGUGUAUCAUGAUGCCCACACCACCCCACAGCGACCUCUCCACAACUUCGUCGAUAAGACAGAAAGGAAACGUCAUGCCAGUGUGGGUACUGCGACCAGAGAAAAUGGACUGGCUGUUGAGAUGAAUUUGGUAGACUCCACAAAAACAAAAGGUUUGUUGCCUGCACAAUCUGGUAUGGUUGCUAGUGGAAGAGUCCGCCAUGCCAGUUGCAACACUGCCUCUCUUGCCAAUGCCAGCCUUCAUAAUGCUCUUGGCAAUCCCUACCACAUAGGACGCCUUUCUCUCUCUACAAACUCCCUCAAAAAGAAAACUGAUCGGGACCAGCCAUCAAAGAAAAUAGGAUCAUUGCAGAAAAUUGGUGAAAAGGGAAACUAUAACUGGGCACCUAACAUGGCAUAUGUGGAAAUGAAUGUGUGUGAGAGUGGAUCAAAGGCAAGAGUGCAGGAUGCAGCUUCAUCACUCAUAGUAAAAGACACACCAGAGAAAUUCAGUGACAGGGACAGUGCUGCCUGGAAGAGGAAUUACGUGCAGUGUGUUGGGGUUGACCGUCUGCUGGGAAGGAUAGACGAGGGUGACGGGUUGCACCUCCAACAAGAGAUCCACCUUCACCCAGAACAUGUAGAGCAGCCCAAGGACACUGUAGAAAAAAUGUACACCUUUGGGCCUGUUGAGCGUCGCCGGUUGGCUCUUCAGCGGCUGCAGGAAGAGUUCAGGCCGGAGAACCUUCGCCUCCACCACAAAACUCCUCACUUCUUUGUCUCCUCACAAUGGCAGGAUCACAACAUGUCGUGUUUGUAUCUUGGGUAUCGGAUCUUCUGGGCACUUUACUUCAGUAUGUGGGCUGUGUGGGCCUGGGCAGGAUCCAUGGGCUAUGAUGCAGAUUUUUCUGUGAAAGGUUAUUUUGUCCUCUACAUGACAAAUUGGGGAAUUUGGACCCUAGCUGUAGAUACAACCAUUCAGGCCAUUAAUGUUGUUCUCCAUUGCAAGAAGAUUUCAGAGGAGGGUGAUGCUACAUAUCCUUCAAUGACACGCUUAAUGAAAGUGUCAUGGAUUCUCUCCAAUAUCACAGGAGCGCUUCACAUCUUCAUUACUUCAGCAUACUGGAUCACUGUUUAUCCUAAUAGGAGCGGUGAGUCCCAGACAACAGAAAGCUUCCCAGAUGAGAAACUGAAUGAGAUAGGUGUGAAUACUCAUAUUAUGCCUGGGCUGUACAUCUUGUUGGAUGUUGCUGUGUCAGCCACUCCACGCCGUCUUCUUCAUGCAUACCAACCAUCAGUCUUCAUUUUUGUCUAUACUUUCUUCAACCUUGCGUAUUACUUGUGUGGUGGCCUG